Messenger RNA from Physcomitrium patens, 3170 nucleotides. Lineage: Eukaryota; Viridiplantae; Streptophyta; Bryopsida; Funariales; Funariaceae. The record is from RefSeq and is a predicted model, not a curated record.
AUGGGCUUUCUGUGGCAACUGGAGUUCGUUUCUUUGCUUAGAAAGGAGGCCGCGGGGACGAGUUCCAGACCCCUUGGCCGCUCCCCGCCCCCUGUAUCCGUGGAUAAGUCUAGCGGCACCGAUCAGCAUUUAGCGGCCCCAAGUUUGGAGGGCCCCCGCUAUAUCUGUAUGGGUGUAGCUUCCAACACCCCAACGAAGAUUUGUUGCAUCGUCUUCGAUCUCGGCCGCCAUAGCCACGCUCACCAGGCUCCUCCUGCAUUGGAUCGCCGAAGCCGUGAUGCGCCCCCGUUGGUUGAAAUUGGUUUUGGUAUUGAGGAUCGCGAUUUCUGUCAAAGUAUUGUGAAGCGCCGGGUUUUUGCGAGGAUUUUUUCGGUUUCGUUUCGGUUUGGAGGGACUGGGAAUGAUUGUGGAGGUUAUAUACGAAACAGGCGGAACGAUAAAUGGUGCAGAAGGAGAACGAGCGAAAGAUGCUCUUCUAGAGAAAAUUUAUGUCAGGAUCGUGGUAUUCGAGUGCCACUCGCUGCGCUCGUUCUCUUCUUAAACUUUGAGCACUUCAACUGUGGCCUUCAGACAUUGGUGGAUGUUGAGCCCUCCUUUCGAGUAACUGAGUACUUGUGUGCUGAGUCAAGAGAGUAUCAGGUGCCUGUGGUUUUUGUGAUGUCCAAGAUGGACAAAGAUGCUCUUCGCGUUGUUUUCUCAGACGCCUCCCGUGUUGGAUGGUCGCUUCGAUCAGACAUGAAGCUGCAUGAGUGGCUGGAGGGUUUUGCCGAGCGCUUGAAGGAGCGUACGAAGGAGGUCGCGGCAGAGGUCCAUCGACUGGGGACAGAAACUGGUAAAGUAGAGCUGCAUCUGCAAAACAAUCUCAACAAAUUGCGAGCUCUGUCAGCCACUCAAUUCAUCGAAAAUCGCGUUGACGAAGUCGAUGAGGUUUUCGUUAAGGAGGUGGAGCAACUACCGAAGCAAUCAUACGUUGCGGGCUACGACUCUCAGAUAAUACCACGUUACAAGGAGGCAGUUUUGACAGCUUGGGAGGCGUUCGAAGGGUUUAAAACCAACAAGUCCGGUCUACAAACCUCGGAUGUGAAAUCGAGAGGAAGAAGUCAGGUGCUUGGAAUCUUUCUCGCCACCACCUUUUCGGAGAUUGUUCAAAUUGGUGCAUCAAUGAAGCUACCCCAUAUCAUUGGAACAGAUGAAUUCAUGAGGGACAGCCACUGUGGUCUGGCAGCAAACUUCAAAACUCCGGAGGUGUAUACAAGAGCCGCAAGGUCGGAUGCUGAAAGUGGUAGUGACACCGAUAGGGAUGAAGCUAAUUUGGCUGAAGAAAUGGUGGGUGGACGCCCCUGGUUGGAAGGAGAGUGGUCUAUGUCUGAAAGCGAAACAUCAGGCCAUCAGGGAGGUGUUCUAGAGCCCGCAGUCUCAGCUGCUCUGGAUUUUAAAGCCAUGUUGGAGGCUGCUCUGCGUGGACCAUCUUUCCCAUAUGAUGGAGGGGUCAUACCAAAUCUGGGGAAUGCACAUGAGCAGCACAACCACAUGGACAUUACAUUAGUUCCACAAGAAAUAGACGACGAUUCUCCGAGAACAAGAUCUGAAACUGGAGAGGUUAAGUUGGAUGUGGGCUUAUCAACGAAGAAUGAACAGAUAUCCGUCGAGGACAACAUGCAACCUCUGGGUCAACUGCUAACUUCACCGGCUCCAGUGGUAGUGAAUAAAACAGUGUUGCUACGACCUCCACUUCAAGUGCCACCUGCAUUCAAUAGGAAUGACAAUGCGCAGGUCAUCGGUUCUAUGGGUCCACGAAGCUCUUCGUCUUCAACACCGGAUUCUCAUGUUCCCCAAGACGGAUACUCUGGUAAGCUUGUCCCCUCUAACGGGGCAAUUUCUAGGACUGACGCAACGAGUAUUCCUAAAGGCUCAUCGAGCACUCCAAAGAUCCAGGAUUCCACAGGUUCUAGCGUACCAAUUACCUUGCGUACUGAAGAGAAUAAGCCUCAAGCUGCUCCACCGGCUUCGCGGGUUUGGUCACAAACAUCAACUGACGACCUUCCAACCCCAACCCUUCCAGAUGGUUUGUUCCAAGGGUUACAAGUAGCGAUUCAAGCUCGGCAAUUGAGAUCACAAGCAGCGCAAAGGGAUGAGGCUUUGACGUUGAAAGAGGUCACGCAGAGGCCAGAAGUUUCAGGUGAGGAUAAAGUAUCAAAUUCCUCCAAAUCUUCUAGUGGAGACAGGUUAUCACCAUUGAAGCUUAAACCUACGAACAACAAAGGUUUUGUCAACAAGAGCAAGGGGGAGACGAAUUCAAAAUUACAGGAGUCGAAGGGGCAGAGAUUACAAGGUCCUAUUUCAUUCCAAGGUGGCCUGUUUGAUGACGAUGACGACGACGAUGAUGGCGUGGGUAAAAGCACUAACGACAUGCCUAAGGGAGUCACAGAAAUAUCUAAAAACGAGGCUGCAAAAUCUGCUGAAAACCCAAACUCUCCAUUUAGGGGAUCCAAGUUGAGCCCUAGUAGAAGUAUGGUUAGACAGGAUCUUUUUGAUGACUUCAAUGAUAUAUCCAUAGGAUCUCCAAGUGACUCAGAAUCAGCCGGAAACUCGGCACUCGUAGGAAAUACUACCGAACAACCACUCUCAUCGCUUCCAGCUUGGAGAAAUACAAAGAGAUCGAGUGCACUACAGAAGUCGCUAUUUGGUGAUAGUGACGACGAAAACAGCGAAUAAUUAUACCUUGUUUUGUACAAGCGCUACAUUUUUGGUGCCGAAAUGGUGGUGUGCAUACAUUCAACGCAUUGCAUCCCUAAUGGAUUCUCAAUACACAAGAAUGGCAGCACUGGUAAUUUAUCCACCGUGCGAUUCUCUUUGAUGAGCUUCUGAUUCAUUUCUAGAGCCCAAGGAGGAUUCGUUUCCACUGAGUUGUCAGUAGUGUGCAACUCUAAGCUUCCAUUGUAUCUUUCAAAUGAGCCUAGUUUCCAGGUGCUUGGCAGCCCUGUCCCGGAAUUUCUCUUCAGCAGUCCUUUUAUUUGAAUAAGUGCUUGUUCUGAUAAUCAGAGCCUCUUGGAAAUAGAGAAUGCGAAUGGGUUAGCCUGGGCAAACCAGCUGGACUACAUAGUCAUUGAGGGUCACCGAAUCAAAACCAUUUUGAUGAAAAGUCGUAAGAAUCUGACUGUCUGGAGGUU